Molecule: messenger RNA, 1422 nt
Organism: Cladocopium goreaui
Lineage: Eukaryota; Dinophyceae; Suessiales; Symbiodiniaceae
Source: the annotation of a GenBank genome assembly
UCAUUUUUGUUCGAAACCCUGCAGGAUUUUAACAGCCACUUCCUGUAGCCAUUUUUUAAGCGACGGGUUGUCAACGACAGCUGCGCAGUUGACUUCAGCAUGUCAGCUAUGAAAGUCCAUCGAGGCAGCCGCGCUCUCAUGCGGAGCGGUGUCCCGCUAGUUGCUUCCAUGUCAGGUUUGGCCUUCAUCAGUUGUCGACCUUCGGACACCCCGCGAGCAUUGCAAGCGCCAGCGGCACAAGCAACACCAGCUCAGGCCCCCGCCACGCCGGCGCAAACGGCCGCGGCGCUGUUGCUGGGGGUGGCUGCAGGUGUCUCUGCCUCUGGAGCCUCUGCCUCCUCACGCACGCGGCCAGCGGUGAGGUGCAGUCCCGUUGGCACGGAGACUGUCGAAAAGGAGGCGCUGGAGACGGUGUCGACGGUGGAAACUGAGACGCUGGAGGAGACGACGCUGGAGGUAGAUGCAUCGGGGGUUGCCAGAGCCAACUGGCAAGAUACCGCGAUUCGUCGAAUGUGGACCCGAGCGGACGCGUGGCAUGUGCACGCAAUUUCUGGUGGUCUUCACACCAUUAUUGGUUUGUUCUACCUCCUCGAUAUCCUUGUGGGCGACGUGGUAAGACUCAACGGUGGCCAGUGGUCGGAACAUGUGCCUUUCGAACUGGUCCUAGCUUCGAUGGUUUUCGGCGCCGUCAACGCAGUCUCGGGCCUGCAACCCACCUUGCUGCCGCGCCCCACCGAGACGCUGCCGCAGCUCCUGGGCUUUGGCGAGGAUGGAAAUCUGCAAGCAGCAGGCUUUGUGAACACAGCAGGCUUCUACUUCUUUUUGACCUAUCAGAGUCUCCGCGUGCUGCCUGAGUAUCCUGUGUGGCUGCAACCUUUGGAUCCCGUCUUCUCGGCCACGGCGUUUGUGGCGAUCUUCCAUGCCAUUUUCCUGAUCAACAGUUGGGUCUCUCGAGGUAAACUGAGUCGAGAAUUUGCCGUCGGCAUGAGUGCGCCACUCUUGCUGAAUGUGCCUGUGUCAUUGCACUUGGUUUUUCAAGGACAGUGGUGGGUGGAAGCCCUUUCCGCGGCAUAUCCUGGUUGGCCGGAAGUCUUCUUUUCGGCCAACUACGCCCUUGCCUGGGCAGGCUCUAUGGUCACCCUCGUCCUCUCCCUCUACGAGCGGAAGGUUUGCGACUUGCAACAGCGCGCUCUGAUGACUGUGUUCCUGGGCCUUAUCACCUUUACGGUGAUCCCGCUGCGGGUCAUUCGGCUUAGGACACGUCCGGCCUGCGACUCCUGCUGUCCCAGCGAGGCUGCGUUGCUGGUGCCGCAGUGGUUCCAAACUGAUCAGAUGGUGAUGCUCACGCUGAAUCCUCCUUGAGGCAAGCGCUUUUGUGGUUUUGGCAACGGCGCCGCAUGGAUUGAUGGCUGCGAAAAUGGA